Mustela lutreola (European mink) is the source of this 990-nucleotide messenger RNA. RefSeq names its product homeobox C13 (gene HOXC13). Gene Ontology annotation, biological process: regulation of transcription by RNA polymerase II. The transcript is spliced from 2 exons. NCBI's taxonomy places the organism in Eukaryota, Metazoa, Chordata, Mammalia, Carnivora, Mustelidae. Bases 1 to 990 code for a protein of 329 amino acids. Gene Ontology annotation, molecular function: DNA-binding transcription factor activity, RNA polymerase II-specific; RNA polymerase II cis-regulatory region sequence-specific DNA binding. The record is from RefSeq and is a predicted model, not a curated record.
AUGACGACUUCGCUGCUCUUGCAUCCGCGCUGGCCGGAGAGCCUUAUGUACGUCUAUGAGGACAGCGCGGCGGAGAGCGGCAGCGGAGGCGGCGGCGGGGGAGGCGGCGGCGCGGGCGGCGCGGGGGGCGGCUGCAGCGGAGCGAGCCCCAGCAAAGCCCCCAGCAUGGACGGGCUGGGCAGCAGCUGCCCGGCCAGCCACUGCCGCGACCUGCUUCCACACCCCGUGCUGGGCCGCCCGCCGGCUCCCCUGGGUGCCCCGCAGGGCGCCGUCUAUACGGACAUCCCGGCCCCAGAGGCGGCGCGCCAGUGCGCUCCGCCGCCGGCGCCCCCCACCUCGUCCAGCGCCACCCUGGGCUACGGCUACCCGUUCGGUGGCAGCUACUACGGCUGCCGCCUGUCGCACAACGUGAACCUGCAGCAAAAGCCUUGCGCCUACCACCCGGGCGAUAAAUACCCGGAGCCGUCGGGCGCCCUGCCCGGUGACGAUCUGUCCUCUAGGGCCAAGGAGUUCGCCUUCUACCCCAGCUUCGCCAGCUCCUACCAGGCGAUGCCCAGCUACCUGGACGUGUCGGUGGUGCCUGGGAUCAGCGGGCACCCGGAGCCGCGUCACGAUGCGCUCAUCCCCGUCGAAGGCUACCAACAUUGGGCUCUCUCCAACGGCUGGGACAGUCAGGUGUAUUGCUCCAAGGAGCAGUCGCAGUCCGCCCACCUCUGGAAGUCUCCCUUUCCAGACGUGGUUCCCCUACAGCCCGAGGUGAGCAGCUACCGGCGUGGGCGCAAGAAGCGCGUGCCCUACACCAAGGUGCAGCUGAAGGAGCUAGAGAAGGAGUAUGCUGCCAGCAAGUUCAUCACCAAAGAGAAGCGCCGGCGCAUCUCUGCCACCACGAACCUCUCUGAGCGCCAGGUCACCAUCUGGUUCCAGAAUCGACGGGUCAAAGAGAAGAAGGUGGUCAGCAAAUCGAAAGCACCUCAUCUCCACUCCACCUGA